UAACGCUCGAUCGACGACCUCUUGCUACGCUUCUCUGCUCCAUAUCCCUUUCCGACAUACCUAUCCUCUAUCCUAAGCUUUCUUUUGUGCUAUACAUUCACUCACCUGUCAUUCCACUUCCAUAACUCAGCUCCGCCACCAUGUCUACGCUCGAAGAGCUCGAAGAUCUUGAGCGCGAAGAUAAGGAUAAGAGAAAGGAGCAAGAGGAACGUGAUGGACAGAAAUCCGACAAGGAUGGGGACGCAGAAAUGAAAGAUGCGGAUCAAAAGAAAGAGGAAGACGACCUGCUAGAUGAGGAGAUCCUACGGUCAAGCACGCGAGAUAUCAUAAACCGACGGAAGUUGCUGGACAAUGAUAUGCGCAUUAUGAAGAGCGAGUAUCAACGAUUGAUGCACGAGCAGAACACCAUGAAGGAGAAGAUAAAGGACAAUCUGGACAAAAUUGAGAAUAAUCGGCAAUUACCAUACCUAGUCGGGAAUGUCGUUGAGCUUCUAGAUCUUGACGUCGAGAAGGAAGCAGUUGAAGAAGGUGCCAAUAUAGACCUGGACGCAACUCGUGUUGGCAAAUCAGCCGUCAUUAAGACAUCCACUCGCCAAACAAUCUUCCUCCCUCUUAUUGGCCUCGUUGACCAUGAAAAGCUCAAACCUGGUGACUUGAUAGGGGUGAAUAAGGACUCCUACCUUGUCCUGGACACGCUUCCAGCAGAAUACGAUAGCCGAGUAAAAGCGAUGGAAGUUGAUGAGAAACCAACAGAGCAAUAUACCGACGUUGGUGGGCUCAACAAGCAGAUUGAGGAAUUAGUGGAAGCUAUAGUUUGGCCGAUGAGAGAGGCUGAACGGUUCAAGAAAAUCGGGAUCAAAGCUCCGAAAGGUGCGCUCAUGUAUGGCCCGCCCGGUACUGGUAAGACUCUUCUUGCCAGAGCUUGUGCUGCCCAGACAGACGCUACAUUCCUGAAACUCGCUGGUCCCCAACUCGUCCAAAUGUUUAUUGGUGACGGCGCUAAGCUCGUCCGUGACUGCUUUGCUCUUGCCAAAGAGAAAGCACCCGCUAUCAUCUUCAUUGACGAGCUCGACGCCGUCGGCACGAAACGUUUUGAUUCUGAAAAGUCUGGUGAUCGCGAAGUUCAACGUACGAUGUUGGAACUCCUCAAUCAGCUUGACGGUUUCGCUUCCGAUGAUCGGAUCAAGGUUCUUGCCGCCACCAAUCGUGUUGACGUCCUCGAUCCGGCUUUGCUCCGUUCCGGUCGUUUAGAUCGGAAGAUCGAGUUCCCUCUUCCCAACGAGGAAGCUCGUGCACAGAUUUUGAAAAUUCACUCUCGCAAGAUGACGGUGGACGACGGUGUUAACUGGGCGGAGUUGGCACGGAGCACAGACGAAUUUGGCGGUGCGCAACUGAAGGCAGUCUGCGUGGAAGCCGGUAUGAUUGCGUUACGAAAGGGUAUGAGUAAAGUAGGCCACGAGCAUUAUGUGGAUGCCAUCGCAGAGGUCCAAGCGAAGAAGAAGGAUACCAAUGUCGGCAUUUAUGUUUGAAAAGCUCCCCGUGUGCCCUCAGCCUAAUAUCAUGUUUUCUUUCCGCCACUUUUUCUACUUCUCCCACAAAGAUGUAUCUGUAGUGAGCAUGUAGAAUGUG
Messenger RNA from Coccidioides posadasii C735 delta SOWgp, 1629 nucleotides. RefSeq names its product 26S proteasome regulatory subunit 6A (gene RPT5). Gene Ontology annotation, biological process: proteasome-mediated ubiquitin-dependent protein catabolic process. Lineage: Eukaryota; Fungi; Ascomycota; Eurotiomycetes; Onygenales; Onygenaceae. The record is from RefSeq and is a predicted model, not a curated record. Gene Ontology annotation, cellular component: proteasome regulatory particle, base subcomplex. Gene Ontology annotation, molecular function: ATP binding; proteasome-activating activity; ATP hydrolysis activity.